This is a messenger RNA of Coregonus clupeaformis (lake whitefish), 8167 nucleotides long. Its product is annotated as basic helix-loop-helix domain-containing protein USF3-like. The coding region runs from base 338 to 7537 and encodes 2399 amino acids. Gene Ontology annotation, molecular function: protein dimerization activity. The transcript is spliced from 8 exons. NCBI's taxonomy places the organism in Eukaryota, Metazoa, Chordata, Actinopteri, Salmoniformes, Salmonidae. The record is from RefSeq and is a predicted model, not a curated record.
UAGCAAAUAAGCCAUUAAUUGUUUUGUUGAGAAAAUUCGACACUCAUUGACCUCCAUACAAAAAACUCCUUGCUUAGUGUGCGAAACAACCAAAAUACGCCACCUGCUGGAGGGAGACAGAUUUUCCGCUGAGCUGAGCCUCUUCCUCCUCUCUGGGAAAACCAAAGUUUUGACAGGAACUAAAUUCCAAAAUGGGGAAGGUAACUAACUGGGAUAACCGAAUCGCACAGCGUUGGACUAAGCUCAUUGUUUACAUGUCGGCCAGGGAAGGGAUUUGAUGGUAGGCCUGCAAGCGUGGUGACCAGUGCCUGUUAUACAGGCAGUAGAGUAGGCCAGGAUGCCAGAGAUGACAGAGAACCAGACUCCUGGCCAUAAACCACGAAAGAAGAAAAACAAGGAGUCUCACAAUGCAGUUGAGAGACAGCGAAAAGAGAAGAUCAAUGCUGGAAUUAACCGUAUUGGGGACCUUCUACCCUGUUCCCAGGCACUGAAGCAGAGUAAGAACAUGAUCCUGGACCAGGCCUACCGUUACAUAAGUGAGCUGCAGAAACAAAAUGACGCCAUGCUUCUUGAAGGGGGAGAAAUAGUACAAGUUGAGGAGAUCCAGCGGCUGCGGCGUCAGCUGGACGAGCUGCGGAGGGAGAGCGGCCAUUACAUUGAGCUGCUCAAAGCCCACGACAUCAACUUCCUGGACGACCCCACCGUCCACUGGAAGGGCAAGCUGCGCUGUGCAAAGGUCGCCAAAAUAACGCCCACUCACCAGCUCCCCAAAGGAAUUAUUGUCUACUCCAAUGGGAACGUGAUAUGCCCAGCAGGGAAGGAACCUAGUCCAGCCUCCGAUCUGGGGAAGCAACCAGCCAAUGCUGUGAUUGUUCAGACAUCUUGUGACAUCACAGCAGGGGUUAGGGUGAACGGGGCUCUUCAGCACGUCAGCGUCCCUUCCUCUGCCCCUCCGCUCCUCCCUGGGGCAACCCUAGCCCCUACAGUGUCUACACCUGGCAUCAGGCUGGUGGAACAGUGUGUAGCAGAGGCACCGUCAGCUCCCAAACUACCUCCCUCUGUGUCCUACAUCACCCUCCAGGGUCUCUGUCCUCUCCCCACGGUCACCACAGCCUUGCCCCAGCAGCUCCAGCCUGCCACCCCAGCCCCUAGUCUCACCGUUGCAGCCAGUCUGGCCACCCCACUCCCUCUCCAGCCUGUCCCCAGCUUUACAGCCCUUCCCCAGGUCAUAACCACCCAGAACGUUGCCAUCAGGACUCUGAGCUAUACGACUAUCACCAGCAGCCCAACCCUCCUCAGGGCCAGUGCAGCAGGGAGCACACAGACCACCUGGACUACCCUACAGCUGGCUGGGAACACAGUGCAACCUGUCUGCCAGUCUCUCCCCACCCCGGAGACUAGCACCACUGGGCAGCAGAGUAUCCAACAGAUUGUGGGCGCUAAACCAUCAGUUCAACCCAUUCAUAUUCAAAUGAGCCAACAGGUACCCAUACUGCCCCAGGCACCCAUCACUGCCCAUAUGCAAGCCCAGCCUUCCAUCCAGAGGACACCCCAGCUACGGCCAGCUAUCCUGGCCCAGCACCAGCCCCAGACAGUCAUGGCUCCCCAGCCACAGUGUGCUGUCCUCCCUCAGUCAGCCAUUAAUCCUGCUGUGGUAGCCCACUCGGCUAUGAUGUCACAACAACAACCGCAACCUGCUGUACUACAACAGGCCACAGUCCCCCCCCAUCCACAGACUGUCCUCAUGACUCAACCCCAACCAGCCAUGGUUCCCCAGCCUCAGCUCAAGGCCCAAGCCCACCCCCAGGCAGCUGUUAUGCCCCUCCUCCAGACCAUGCAGGGAUUGCAAAUGAACCCUACUGGGACAACAGUUGCUGGGGUAACGGCUCCUCAGAACACUAACAACCCAAGUGUUGUCAUCCUACAGCAGGCCAAUCCCUGCUCAGCCCAGUCAGUUGUCAGGGACGACUUAACCAAUCUGACGCCUUGUCAGCACAUCGUCAUCAUCCAGGCCUCCAAUCAGCCUCCGCCGGCACCUCCUCAGAACCCUCAGGUUGGCAUGGUGCCCGCGGUAGCACCUGUCGUGCCCAAUCAGAUUGUCGUGACCAGCUGCACAACUUCCACCACUGGGCAACAUAUCGUUGUGGGUAAACAGUUGGUCCACAUUCUACCCCGUCCCGUCCCUCAAACCCAGACACCCCAGGCCACCCCGGUUCCCCCAACCCCUCAGACCUUCACUGUGAACGGGCAGGUGUUUGCCCUGCAGCCCAUGAAGACCUCGGAAAAGUCCGGCUGUCAGGGUGGCCAGAGCAGUCUCCAGCUGAUCCAGCCUACCACCGCUGAUGAGCCCACCACCAACGUGGCUCUGCACACCCUGGGAGCCCUCGGCAGCCUCAACCAGAGCAUCUCACAGGGCAUGCCGCCGUGUAUCUCCACCCAGAGUAAUGUCCAGCUGACCCUAGCCUCACCACCCUACUCUAUAGUGCCACAGCAGCAGCCAUCUUCUGUCCCCAUUUCAGCAGGUCCACACAGUUCCCCCGUCAGGCAGAUCCAGAUCCCCAGUGUGACUCCACACAGACCAGGGAAGGCGGUGGUUACAGGGAAGGCGGUGGUUACAGGGAAGGCGGUGGUUACAGGGAAGGCGGUGGUUACAGGGAAGGCGGUGCUUACAGGGAAGGCCUCGCUGAGGCCGCCUGGCACAGCCUCAGUGCCCAGACCUAAGAGGGCCACCACCAAGCGGACCAAGUUAGUGAGGAAGAAGGAGCCCAAACAGAGACGGCCUAGUGGUACUGUUACCAUCACAGCGAAGCCAGUGGCUUUAACAGGGGACCAUCUGGAACAAGAGGUCACUGUGCCUCAGGGAAUCCCAUCCUCUGUUGCUGUGACAAUACAGCCAAAGCCUCCCCCUGUCAGCUUCCCAGCUAACACAACCACGGUUAGUAGUAGUGAGGCUUCCACACAGACCAGACCUGUUGUGAGUAGUGUCAACUCUACACAGUCAUCUCCUAAAGUUAAUACUGGGAAUACUAGUUCAUAUAGUGGACCAACUGUCUCCAGUGAAUGCACCACACAGAGUAAAACCUCUGUGACAAGUUCCACUAGUUUCACUCCGUGUACAGUUAGUAGUAGUAUUAGCUCCACACAGAGUCAACUCCUUAUCAAUAGUGUUGUGAGUCUAGCUACAGUCACCACUGUCACUUCUGCAGCAGAUAAGCCUACAGUCAGUGCUACUGUUUCUUCUCAGAGUAAACAACCUGCAGUUGCCGCUAGUGACAGCGCCACUCCCCUCAGACCUACAGUCAGUGCUACUGUUUCUUCUCAGAGUAAACAACCUGCAGUUGCUGCUAGUGACAGCGCCACUCCCCUCAGACCUACAGUCAGUUCUACUGUUUCUUCUCAGAGUAAACAACCUGCAGUUGCCGCUAGUGACAGCGCCACUCCCCUCAGACCUACAGUCAGUUCUACUGUUUCUUCUCAGAGUAAACAACCUGCAGUCGCCGCUAGUGACAGCGCCACUCCCCUCAGACCUACAGUGACACAGAACAGACAGCCUGUCACUACUACUAUCAGCACUGUGCAAACUAGAUCAGCUACCACCAAUGGCAGUUCUAGACAGAGCAGAUAUACGGUGACCAGUGUCUGUUCCACUGAGACUAGAUCUCCAUCUACGGGUGUGACGUCUUCAGCAGCAUGUCGACCCUCAGUCAGCACUGUAAGCUCAAUAGAAAGUAGACCAGUGGUUUCUCUCCAGUCUGCUCAGCUCACUUCAUCAUCACCGGGUCAGACCAAGCCAGCCAACAGCCAGGAGUCUCAGCCUACAACCCAGCCCCAGUCCCAGCCCGUGGCUUCUCCCUCGGGCCCCUCCACUCCAACCCCCUGCUCCAGUGUCCUGUCUUUCGCCUCACCCUCUGUAACAGUCCCCAUGACCAUGCCAUCAGAAUACAGGAAAUGGGUCCCCUAUAACAGACCCUCGACCCAGCUAAUGACCAUGCCCACUUCCACACCAUCCCAUCCUGCUGAGCUGAGGGUGACAGCGGUGUCAGGCAAGGAGAAGGAGCCUCAUGGAGAGGCCCACCCAAGUGCAACGGUGGAGAAAGCGAGUGUGAAGAGUGCUGCUGCUCCCUCUAGAAAGGACUCCACUCUCCCACAGCAAGUGUACACGCUAGACCACGAACCCUUGGAUCAGCCUCAGGCUCCUAACAGACAGACUGACUUGGCCAUGUCUGGUGGCGCAGGUGGUGGAAGGGGCUUCUCUGUGGCGUCUAUGCUUCCCACAGGCCACAGUGUCAGUUCCUCGCCAGGUAAUUUUGGACCAUUUACUUUUACCACCGAGCAGGCUGAUAUCCUGGCUAUGUUGGAGCAGGACAGUCCUAGGAGGAGGGUGGGGUGCUGCACUGUGGACAACUCCACCUCAACAAACACCCCAACACCUGCAUGGGAACCCAACCCCAAGUCCCAGCAAGCCUCCAACAGCAAAGAGAGGGGUGCUGGACAACAGACGAAGCUCACCAAGCAGAUGGAGACACCAGUGGCUAAACCCCCGUCACAGGUGUCUGUUAGAGGCCAGGCUGGAGAGGUAGCAGGCAGUGGAACCAGCGGAGCCAGACAUCCACAGAACAUCUCCUUCUCCCAGUCUCACCUCCAGUCCCAGAGCCAGGUCCAGUCUGGUACUGCCGGCACCCUCAGCGUCAACAACCUGAUCCGGCCCAGCUCCAGCCAGCAGCAGGCAUACCCAGGCUCCCUCAGUCUGGCUGGGCAGCAGGGCUCAGUCCUGUCCCCUGCAGGGAACUCAGCCCAUGUCUCCCAGCCCUCCACCCCUGGCCUUCCUCCCUUCUCAGGCUCAGUCCAGCUGAACGAGUACACCCCCCUGAAGAGUGCCCUGAUAAGGGCCCUGGUGGGGGUGGGUGAGCCGCAACACAUCAAGGACUUGUCCAAGCGGCCAGCCCAGGACGAUGUGAUACUGUCCAGCAGUAACAAGCGACAGAAGGCCUUCUCGUCGGCCUCCAACGUGGGCCGCAUUGAGGUCAAACCACUGGACCACAGCCAGAUGAUGGUACCCCAGCUACCCCCUAGCUCCUCAGCCGUCAUGACCAGGAUCAACCCCGAUGGAGUGUGUACCUUGUUCUCAGGCAAUGCCUUCAUGAAUACAAUGCUCCGACCCACCGAGAGCCACUGCACCCCUCAGCUGCCCCCACAGGAACACAACCAACCAGGUGUGCUCCACCUGCCCCAUGGCCACCCCCAGCAUGUUGCACCCCAGCCAGGCCAACACCUCGGGGGGAACCCCUACCUGAAGCAGCAGCAGAGGCACCACCUGACCCCGCCUGACCCUGCACAGCUCCACAGCCUCCAGCAGAGGGUGCUGCAGCAGGAGCAGCAGGUCCAGAAGGAGCGGGGGCUGGUUGGUGGAGGUCAGAGCGGCCCUCCUGUGGGCCUACAACAGAAACAACACCACCUGGAGAAGGGAGGAGUUCAACAGCAGCAGCACCAGCAUCAACAAUCACAACAAUCACAUCAACAACAACACUCACAGCAACAACAACAUCAACAGCGGCAGCAGCAACAGUCACAACAACAGCAAACACAACAACACCAACAACAAGCCCAGUCACAGCAGCAGCAACAACAACAACAACAACACCCUCAACAGCAACAGCAGCACCAGCAGCAGAGCUCCCACUCCAGACACCAGCACCUCCAGCAGCAACAGAUCCAGCAGCACUUUGGGUCGCGGCACCAGGAGAAGAGCUGUGAGGCCCAGCCAGGACCAGCAGGACCCAGAGCUCACCACAGCAGCCACCUGACCCAGCAGGAACACAUCAAGAACCACAGUACCAUGCAGAGGCUGAUGAGCUCUAGGAACCUGGAGCAGCAGCUGACUUCCCAGCCCAGCAACCCUGCCUCCCGGCCCUCCGACCUGGGCUGUGCCCCCUCGCGCCAGGAGCACCACCGGGUCUCCAGCUACUCUGCAGAGGCCCUCAUUGGGAAGAGCUCGUCUAGUGGCGAGCAGCAGCAGCGCAUGGGGCUCCAUCUCCAGGCCACCCGCGGUACUACACAGGAACAGCCAGACCUACUGAGCUACCUGGGCACAUCCAGAGUGAAGGGCAACAUCACACAUAACCCUCAGAGCCGGCUGCCCCCAGACCACCCAGGCUCUGCAGAUGUCCAGAGGUUCUCUGAGUGUCUUCCGUUUAAAACAAUCGGCGGGGCUGGAGGGGGGCAUCGCCUGGGGGGCUUUGAGGACAUGACACCUAAAUCAGGUGCCUCCUCUCAGAGAGGCGCCCAAAGCCAGCAGGGGGGUUUCAGGAUGGGCCCGGGGCCUCCAGGGGAUGGGCGACCCCUUGGGGGGUACAGUGAACCCCAUCCUGGGACGCAGGGGGUGCAGAUUGGUGCUUCAGGUCUUCCCCGGGACCAGGAGGGGUGUCAUCAGAGCUUCAUGCAGAGUCUCCUGGAGCAGACCAACCACCAGAGGGCAGUGCAGUGCUGUCCUCCGGUCAGCAUGGAGUACAGCUGUGUGCCUGGCAGCUCUGCAGGGGACAUGCAGGCUAAAGCAUCCAGCCCCAGUGUUCCUCCCACUCAGAAGGCCCCAGCUUUGAGGCUUGGGGAGGGAAACAAGGGCCACAUGCCUCAGGGUAGUGGGAACAUGGGCGUCCACCCAGGGGUACGGGCAGGUCUCCCCCACCCUCUUACCCCCCACAGCAGCUCUGAGCCAGGCCGCACCUCUGCCCCCUCCAGACCCCCCACCGCAGUCAGCCAGCGCUCCCGCCACAUCACCCAGGAAGCCCAGAGCGGGAAGCUGAGGCCUGGGGAGCGACCACGGUCAGGCAGCCUGAGACCUGGGAACCCCUUUGAGCCUGGCGUCCACCUGCUGGGUCGACCACAGUCAGGGGGUGAGGCGCGGCGCAGCAGUAUUGUCCGCUUUAUGGCAGACAGUGCCCAGGUCGCCGGGGACAACAACCUGAUGCCUGACCAACACCUGGCCCAGAACUUUGGCUUCUCCUUCAUCCCGGAGGGAGGAAUGAACCCCCCUCCUAUCAGCCAGCCCAACUCCUCCCGCCCCUCGGCCCUGCUAUCUGUAGAGCCCCAGAACACCUUACCCUCCUUCUACCCCUCCUACCCCCCUGCCGCCCACCCCAGCCUGGCCAGCGACAUCCCCAUCCAGUACUUCUCCAACCAGAUGUUCACAAGCCCCAGUGCCGACAAGAGCAGCUCUGCCCCCCUCAACAACCGCUUCGGCUCCAUCCUGUCUCCACCGCGCCCCGUAGGGUUCGCCCAGGCAACCUUUCCCCUACUCUCAGACAUGCCCCCUAUACCCAUCAGCAACUCCUCUGGCAUCACCCCACACCUGUCCAACUUCAGCCUCACCUCGCUGUUCCCUGAGAUCGCCACGGCGAUGCAGCCUGAUGGUUCUGCCAUGCCAAUGUCCCCAUUGCUGUCCCUCUCCAACACUUCCUCUGCAGACUCAGGCAAGCAGCCCAACCGCCCCGCCCACAACAUCAGCCAUAUCCUGGGGCAUGAUGGGAGUUCUGCCGUGUAGGUGAGGGGACUUGAGGUGUUGUCGUGCCAACGUGGCAGUCAGGAAUGUUCUGAUUCCAGAUAAAACAUUUAUUGAGUUGUAUUACGUGGAGUAAUGUCAUGUCAUGGCCAAUUGAAUUGACAGGAGUUCAACUCUACUGUUUGGAUUGAAGCGGGUGACUCUACUGCUGAUCUUUUCUGUUGGUUUUUAUCAUAUUAUUAUUUCUGGUUAGUGUUCUACUUUAACUGCCUGCCAGUUCUAUUGAUACCUUAACAUGGCAUCUGAUGCCCUUGUUACAAAAGUCAUAGCAUUUCACUGAUCAGCACUCCUAUGACUCUAGGAUGGGGGAAAUGAAGCUUCUAAACCAUAUGGUUUGCAAAUAGGUCUGACGUGACGACUUAUCUGCUAGUAAAAUGCUAUGAAGCGUUUUGUACUUUCAUUGACUGUAAGUUCUAAAAGAGGAUCCAUUGAAAAACAUCUGCACAAAAUUCUCAAAUGUAAAUGUACUAACUUAAUCAGGGUAUCCUGUACAGAAACUAUUUGAUUAGAGCUAUUUUGUAAAUAUGUUUAUUUUGAGAAGUGUUAGUUUAAUAUCUAUGUAUUUGUAAAUAAAUAAAGUUGAUUUAAAAAAAUGUAAUUGAUUAAAACUUU